Messenger RNA from Plenodomus lingam JN3, 249 nucleotides. The record is from RefSeq and is a predicted model, not a curated record. Lineage: Eukaryota; Fungi; Ascomycota; Dothideomycetes; Pleosporales; Leptosphaeriaceae.
AUGACGGGAUUGACUGGCACAGUCAUGGUCUGCUUUAGUUCUACGCUGUACCGGUACGAUCACGAAAGUACGCCGAGCUACGGUUAUACUUCGCUCGGAUGGAUGCCGGAAAAGGUUCGGGCGUUCAUAUCCAACCCUUCCAGUGAUGAAACCGAAGACGCGAAACGAACACCGUCAAGUUCACCACAUGGAGGGAAUGCUUGUCAGUCUUCGACUUUUCCAAUAUCUUCCGGUUUCUCCAUCUUGUAG